CGCCUCAUUCCGUCGUUGUUGCCUCCGCUCCGCCGCCCUCCUCCUCUUUCUCCUCCUCUCCCUUCCCUUUCGCCAUUCCCAUCGUCGUGAUGCGACGUAGCGUCGAAAAUCAUCGUUCCCUCGUAAACGAGGAAGGACGAUGACGACGAGCAAGCCUUCUCAUCGCAUUCCAAUUUUUCGUUGUGCCGGUGCGAGACCACCGCGACGCGACGUGCAGGCGGUGGACCGCAUGCAAAUCGAUAUACGGUUUACCGAUGUUGUGUACGUGUGUACGCGUGUCCGUGUGCGCCUAUGCAAGUAUUCAUAGCGGGAACGUCACGCGCGCGCGCGCGCGUGCGUGCGUGCCCUCACGCGCACACAGCGCGCCUCCGGAACGCCCCUUUUUACGAAACGAUCGAACUUCUUUCCCGCGCGAUCUCUUAUUAUCCGGCGCGCACGACGUCUCGCGCGUCGAUGUCUCGUGAGAGAUCUCGAUCCUUAGAGCCGCGUUGUGCCUCCCCCACGAUUACUCCAUUCUCUGUGCUCCGUCUUGGACUUCCACGUAUCGUUACACUUGGAAGGACCGCCCGAAAUCGGUCGGGUCAAUAAAAAUAAUGAUUUCUCUGUCAUGUGUGCGCGCGCGUCACUUUCGGUCAUCGCGAGAAAUCGUCGCAAUAAAAAUUUAAAUUUUUUAAUUUAAAAAGUAAUUUAAUUAAAAGAUAUUUUCCAGAGGAAAAUAUUUUUAUAAAAAAGACACUUAACAACUUCGUUGAAAUGUGGCUGAGAAGCGAACGGAUUAGCAGGAGAUUGCGUGGCCGUUUGAACUUGAGCGGUGUAACGGCAUCAAAGGCAACUGGGCACCGAGCACAAGUUGCUACAGUGAGAAAAGUACAACAUAUUAGUAACAGUGGUCGAGUAAUAGGAGCGUCAAGUAAAUGCAGUCGAUUGAAUCAGUGGCGACGUAGAUCGUCCAGUUUUUUAAAAGAAGCUUGCAAAGAAAAUGUCUUACACUUUGCCAAAUCCACACCUAUUAGACGGGAGAGAGGACCUCGCAGAAGAAAAUGCAUAAAACGUUCGAUGGUUACAUCGACUCCUUUGCAUCGUCCUCCGCCUAUAGAUACCGUAAUCUCUACUAAAAACGCGUCGUCGUCUAAAGUUUCGGAAGAAUCCAAGGAAAACUGGAAUGGUGGAUCUACUUUGCCUCUCUACUCACCAGUAACAAAUGCAGACUCGCAACGUAGUCCGAUGAUACCGCCAGUACACGAUUUAAAAUCUUCCAUACCCAGUGUGUCCUCGCUGACGUGUCUAAUGCCUCCGGUGUCCCUGGGAUCGCAGUCCUCAGAUCUCACGUGCUUGCUCGAUGAUGAAGAAAACAAAAACAACGAUACUACGCUACCAUCGUCGUUACAUUAUUCCUCUUUAUACACGCACGCUGAAACCUCUGCGGAAUACUACAGUUUGAUGCACUCAACGUCGAUAUACAACAACGUCCGUACAACCGCGUACAACUCGUCCGACAAAUACUUUCCGAACGGCGGAAAAUACUCGCUAAUCGAUAACAAUGAAAACCGCAGUGAUCUCCCAAAAGAUCAAUAUGCUAUUGAAACAGACCCAACAAAAUAUGAAACAACUGCUGGAUAUCCCAGCACAAAGUACAGUAUACCAGCAAGUAUGUACAAUAUAAAUCCUCAUCAUCCAUCCGAUACGAAUGGCAAUCUUAGUGACAAAUAUGAUUCCGAGGACGUCGACAGUCGUUAUCACGAGGUUGAAUACAUGGAGGUGGGUAGCGAGGAGAUAGUAGAAUCUUGCGAUGUAGAGAACAUGGUUACUCAAGUUCAGGAAGACUGGGAGCCGUUCGAUCCAUAUGUCUUCAUCAAACACUUGCCGCCCCUCACGCCGGCGAUGAGAGCGAGAUGUCCAGCUCUACCACUCAAAACACGGAGUAGCCCGGAAUUCAGUCUGGUCCUGGACUUGGAUGAAACAUUGGUUCACUGCAGUUUGCAAGAGCUAUCUGACGCUGCGUUUCGCUUCCCAGUAGUCUUUCAAGACGUAACGUAUACAGUGUUCGUUAGAACGCGACCAUAUUUCCGCGAAUUCCUCGAACACGUGUCAUCGCUCUACGAGGUGAUUCUGUUCACGGCGAGUAAACGGGUGUACGCUAAUAAGCUAAUGAAUCUGCUUGAUCCUACCCGGAAGCUGAUAAAAUAUCGUCUGUUCAGGGAACACUGCGUUUGCGUUAAUGGAAAUUACAUAAAGGAUUUGUCCAUUUUAGGCAGAGAUCUAUCUAAAACGGUUAUUAUCGAUAACAGUCCACAGGCAUUUGGUUAUCAGUUAGAAAAUGGUAUACCUAUAGAAAGUUGGUUUGCCGAUCGUUCAGAUAACGAGCUAAUGAAGCUAUUACCAUUUCUGGAAAAUCUGGUAAACUGGGGAGGUGACGUGAGACCGCGCAUUAGAGAACAGUUCCGAUUAUUCAGCUUUCUACCGCCGGAUUAAUUUAAAUAAUAUAUAUAAAAUUUAAGGUUGCCAAAGUAACUUGCAACCAUCAAAAAAAAAGAAAAUACAAAAUAUCUUAAAAAUACUAAAUAGAUAAAUAAUAGUUAUUCCGCGAUGCGUAGGAUAAGCCGCUAUAAUAUAAUACUUUACAAUGUUUCACAAAUGAAUAUGCCUGUUGGUAUAUAGAGAUGAAAUUAAAUACUUCUAGCUCCUUGGAAUUACUGUUCCUGAUUCAUUGUUCGCAAAAAUGAAUAUCUGUGAACGAACGGUGUUGCAUACACAUAUGUGAUUUUGUUAAUACAUUCGUUUUAGACUUGAAGUCUUAAAGUUAAAAACAAUAAUCAAAUGUCAUGAAAGGAAUAUCAGUGAGCAUAAUAGUCUUGUGAUUUACUGUAUAGUUUCUAUUAAUACUUCCAAAUGAAUACCAAGUCUCUCCAUGACGUGAUUAUAUGACCUCUGUAUAUAAUAGAUUCGUAUAUCUUACGUACAAAAUAUUAUUUCACAGUUUAUUAUUAUAACACAAUACUUAAGAGCAAUAUCUAUGUGAUUGGUACUUCAUUUUUCUUUCUGUCUCACCAUUAUGCGAAAUAUACGAUCUCAUUUAUCUUGA
Messenger RNA from Monomorium pharaonis (pharaoh ant), 3082 nucleotides. Its product is annotated as CTD small phosphatase-like protein 2. Gene Ontology annotation, molecular function: phosphoprotein phosphatase activity. The record is from RefSeq and is a predicted model, not a curated record. NCBI's taxonomy places the organism in Eukaryota, Metazoa, Arthropoda, Insecta, Hymenoptera, Formicidae. The transcript has 8 exons. The coding region runs from base 754 to 2472 and encodes 572 amino acids.